UCAACGUCAGCUACUAAUACCCCAUCAAAAAGUAGCCGAGAUUGGGCGAAUAGCGAGCAAAUACGUCCGCGUUUCUCUGCCUGCUCCCCCACCGAUAUCCCUUCCACAACCACCAGCACUGAGAGCUGGAAAGGUCGAGGUUGCUGCAGAACAGGCCCAGCCGCCAGGGCUCGACCUGUCUUCCCCUCCGCCUUCACAAAUACCCCAACACCUUUCUCUGGCCGGGUUUCUUCCCGAGCUAGCAUCAGGAAAGGGUGAGGGGAACGAAGACGACAGGCAUCACACCACAACAAUCGUCAAAAUGAACCACCACCAGCACACUCCGCAACAGCAGCAAAAAGCCGGCGAGCAACAGCUUAGCGAGCCAGAGGAUAUGGAUAUGGAAGCUGGAGAUGCAGAUGAACCCCCAAGGAUCACCCAGAAUUCUGUCAUCAAUGGGAACGUAGCCAUGGCCGAUGGACAAAACAACACAGAGGAAGACAUGGAGGAUGACACCAGUUGGCGUUCAGAAGCUACUUUUCGAUUCGUAGUAGAGCAUUUCAGCAGACUGAGUGAAUCUGUUCUUGGCCCACCUUGUUUUGUGAGGAACUUGCCCUGGAAGAUCAUGGUGAUGCCUCGCUUCUACCCAGACAGGCCACACCAGAAGAGUGUGGGUUUUUUCCUUCAAUGCAAUGCAGAGUCUGAAUCCACGUCAUGGUCGUGUCAUGCUCAAGCAAUGCUGAAGAUCAUUAACUAUAAAGAUGAUGAAAAAUCUUUCAGUCGCAGGAUCAGCCACCUUUUCUUUCACAAGGAAAAUGACUGGGGCUUUUCCAACUUCAUGUCUUGGAGUGAUGUGACUGAUCCAGAGAGGGGCUUUAUUGAAGAUGACAAGGUAUCCUUUGAAGUGUACGUUCAGGCUGAUGCACCACAUGGAGUGGCAUGGGAUUCAAAGAAACACACUGGCUAUGUUGGGUUGAAGAACCAAGGAGCGACAUGCUACAUGAACAGUUUAUUACAGACACUGUUCUUCACAAAUCAGCUUCGGCGGGCAGUGUAUAUGAUGCCUACAGAAGGAGAUGAUUCCUCCAAAAGUGUGCCCCUUGCCCUACAGAGGGUUUCCUAUGAGCUGCAACAUAGUGAUAAACCCGUGGGGACAAAAAAGUUGACAAAGUCAUUUGGGUGGGAAACUGUGGACAGCUUUAUGCAACACGAUGUGCAGGAGCUCUGUCGGGUUCUUCUUGACAAUGUUGAGAACAAGAUGAAAGGCACUUGUGUGGAAGGCACGAUUCCCAAACUUUUCAGGGGGAAGAUGGUGUCCUAUAUCCAGUGUAAGCAUGUGGACUACAUAUCUGAGCGAAUAGAAGAUUACUAUGAUAUCCAGCUCAGUAUAAAGGGAAAGAAAACCAUCUUUGAGUCCUUCAAUGAUUACGUGGCAGUGGAACAGCUGGAUGGGGACAACAAAUAUGACGCUGGAGAACAUGGUCUGCAGGAAGCUGAGAAGGGGGUGAAGUUCCUAACGUUUCCCCCGGUCCUGCACUUGCAGCUCAUGCGAUUCAUGUAUGACCCUCAGACAGACCAAAACAUAAAGAUCAAUGACCGAUUUGAGUUCCCAGAACAGUUACCUCUAGAUGAGUUUCUGCAGAAGCCAGAUGUGAAGGACCCUGCCAAUUACAUUCUCCACGCAGUGCUGGUUCACAGUGGGGAUAAUCAUGGUGGGCACUAUGUUGUCUACCUCAACCCCAAAGGAGACGGCAAAGCGAGUUCCAAGGAGCCAAUCUGGUGCAAAUUUGAUGACGAUGUUGUGUCCAGAUGUACAAAAGAAGAGGCAAUUGAGCACAACUACGGAGGGCAUGACGAUGACUUAUCUGUGCGUCACUGUACAAACGCAUACAUGUUGGUGUACGUUAGAGAAUCCAAACUCGGCGAGGUGCUGCAGCCCGUUACGGACCUGGACAUACCUCAGCAGCUGGUCGAGCGACUGCUGGAGGAGAAGAGGGUGGAGGCCCAGAAGAGGAAGGAGCGGCAGGAAGCUCACCUCUACAUGCAAGUGCAGAUUGUAACAGAAGAUCAGUUCUGUGGACAUCAAGGCAAUGACAUGUACGAUGAGGAAAAAGUGAAGUAUACGGUGUUCAAGUUUCUGAAGAACUCUACACUUGCAGAGUUUGUCCAGAACCUCUCCCAGACAAUGGGCUUCCCGCAGGAUCAGAUACGAUUAUGGCCAAUGCAGGCAAGAAGCAAUGGUACCAAGAGGCCGGCAAUGCUGGAUUAUGACGCUGAUUGCAGUAAGUCUAUGAUUGACUUGAGUGACAAUGAAAACCCAUGGACAAUAUUUUUGGAAACGGUCAAUCCAGAGAUGGCAGCCAGUGAUGUGACGUUACCCAAGUUUGACAAAGACCAUGAUGUCAUGUUGUUCUUGAAGAUGUACGAUCCAAAGUCAAGAAGCUUAAAUUAUUGCGGACAUAUCUACACUCCUAUAUCUUGUAAAAUACGAGACUUGCUGAUCGUCAUGUGCGAAAGAGCAGGAUUCCAGCAAGGAACUAGCCUAAUCCUCUAUGAGGAAGUUAAACCAAACCUAACAGAGCGAAUUCAAGACCAUGACGUCUCCCUAGACAAAGCGCUCGAUGAACUCAUGGAUGGGGACAUAAUAGUGUUUCAGAAGGAUGACCCUGAAAAUGACACAAGUGAAUUACCAACUGCAAAAGACUACUUCAGAGACCUGUACCAUAGUGUUGAUGUAAUCUUCUGUGACAAAACAAUCCAGAAUGACCCCGGUUUUGUGGUGACGCUCUCGAAUAGGAUGAACUACUUCCAGGUGGCGAAAACUGUUGCUCAGAGGUUAAAUACUGACCCAAUGUUGCUGCAGUUCUUCAAGUCCCAAGGAUACAGAGAUGGACCAGGUAACCCUCUCAGGCACAAUUACGAAGGCACUCUCAGAGACCUGCUGCAGUUCUUCAAGCCUAGGCAACCCAAGAAGCUGUACUAUCAGCAGUUGAAGAUGAAGAUCACAGAUUUUGAAAACCGAAGGAGUUUCAAAUCCACCUGGCUGAACAGUCAGUUUCGGGAAGAGGAAAUAACACUCUACCCUGACAAACAUGGCUGUGUCCGAGACCUGCUGGAAGAGUGUAAAAAAGCUGUGGAACUCUCUGACAAAGGCUCCGAAAAGUUGAGGCUGCUAGAAAUUGUAAGCUACAAAAUAAUUGGGGUCCACCAAGAAGAUGAAUUGUUGGAAUGUUUAUCUCCAGCAGCAAGUCGGACAUUCAGAAUAGAGGAAAUUCAUGUGGACCAGGUAGAUCUUGACAAGGAAAAUGAGAUGCUGAUUCCUGUUGCACAUUUCCAAAAGGAAGUUUUUGGAACUUUUGGUAUCCCAUUUUUGCUGAAAAUCCGACAGGGCGAGCCCUUCAGGGAAGCCAUGAGGAGAAUUCAGACCAUGCUUAACAUUCAGGAGAAGGAGUUUGAAAAGUUUAAGUUUGCAAUCGUGAUGAUGGGACGGCAUCAGUACAUCAACGAAGAUGAAUAUGAAGUAAAUCUGAAAGACUUUGAGUCUCAGCCAGGGAAUAUGUCGCAUCCUCGGCCGUGGUUAGGGCUUGACCAUUUCAACAAGGCUCCAAAGAGAAGCCGCUACACAUACCUGGAAAAAGCCAUCAAGAUUCACAACUGACAAGAUUCACAACUUUGGCCUAACCAACCUGAUUUAAGACUUCAUCCAAACCCGUUUUGUUCAGAAUUUGGGUACAAGUAUUCUCAACACUUUUUUUCUUUUUUUUUUUUGGGAAGAGGUUGUUCAGGCCCCUGACUGUCUUGGUUUGGAAUUAUGAUUUGGAUUUUAUCACAGCGUUGGGGGCUUUAUGUACCAAUUUUUUAUUAGUUGAUAAUGGCAAGAAAGCUGCUGCACAAGGAUCAGGAGGCAAUUGGGAAAAUAACUUGCCAUUUCAUCCCUUCAGUGUCCUUGUGGUUGAUAUUUCCUGACCCUUUAGCACCAAAAAGUGGAGUGUUUCUACAAAUCUUGUACAAAGCAAAUGGCAACGGUUUUAAGUCUGCUUCAUCUUUGCAGAUUUACACUUAAGUUUUUUUUUCCUGUUACUAGGAGGAGUUUUUGCUUUGGAUUUGUUCUUUUCCCCUUAUCCUCUUUGCCAUGGGGUUAUGUUGGGAUUGUUUGAUCGCUUUUGUGACUUCUGUUGUUUUGCUGUGUAAUAGCAAGCAGCUGCAAAUGCUUUUGACUGGUUGAGGAUGUAAACUAAUUGAAAUGCAGCCCUUCCACACAGGACUGCACACUAAUGUAUAGUAGGGUAUUGACUUUGUAAUAAAGUGUAAAAAAACAACUUGUUGGAUACAAAUUAAUUCUGUGUCCAUAUUCAUUGUGUAUUUUUGGUUCCUGACUUUCCAUAAUUUUAUUCCUAAUUCUUAGCAAUUACUACACCAUGUCUCGAGUGAAGUACAAAGAGGACCUUUGCAUAUCUGUCUGUUCCUCCAUGUUGCAGCAGUGUACAACUUCCUGUAUAUUGCCUUUUUGCUGGAAAAUGUUGAAUAAAGUUUUCUAUAAAUAUG
Conger conger (European conger) is the source of this 4524-nucleotide messenger RNA. Its product is annotated as ubiquitin carboxyl-terminal hydrolase 7-like. The transcript has 31 exons. The record is from RefSeq and is a predicted model, not a curated record. NCBI's taxonomy places the organism in Eukaryota, Metazoa, Chordata, Actinopteri, Anguilliformes, Congridae. Gene Ontology annotation, molecular function: protein binding; cysteine-type endopeptidase activity; cysteine-type deubiquitinase activity. Bases 302 to 3637 code for a protein of 1111 amino acids. Gene Ontology annotation, cellular component: nucleus; cytosol. Gene Ontology annotation, biological process: protein deubiquitination; regulation of protein stability.